Molecule: messenger RNA, 663 nt
Organism: Aedes aegypti (yellow fever mosquito)
Lineage: Eukaryota; Metazoa; Arthropoda; Insecta; Diptera; Culicidae
Product: proline-rich receptor-like protein kinase PERK10
Exons: 2
Coding region: 1-663 (220 amino acids)
Source: RefSeq, a predicted model, not a curated record
AUGGAGAAAAAAUAUAGGAAAAGUUCAAUGACAGAAGCAGCGCCGUCGACAAGAACCACAUCUUCGAAUGGCCCAUCCACGGUGGCCGCAGUAGAGGUGGGCCCAUCAGCCAUCAGUUCCUCAACACAGCCUUCGUCAUCAUCUUCCUCAUCGCGUCGUCAUCUGAACCUUCCACUGCUUCCAGUUCUGCCUCCGCGAUCUACGGUCCAGAUAAGACCUGAACCUCCCCCGCCAUACUGGGCGCACUACCAGCAUCGACCGGUACUUCCUUCGGCAGGGGCAGCUCCCCAUCAACGGCGCAGUAGCCGUAGCAGCAACAGUAGCCCCAGAAGUUCCGAUAGCGAGAAUUCGCCACACGUUACCCCACCGCCUCCGCUGCCACCGGUUCCACUGCCCAGAGCCAAUAAUGCGCAGCGAGCUGUUGUUCAACAACAGGUGGUGGUACAACAUCGAACCCAGCGGCGGAAUUUUGUCGGCGGUGGCAUUUCGGAACACAGGAAUCCGGGAGGACCAGCUAGGCUCCAGCGCUACAACAUUACGAACCACCAUCAGCAGCAACAGCGACAGCAGCAGCAUCCCCAGCGGCGUCCACGGAUUAAAGAGCACUUGUUGAGUGAGUAUGGCUUUUCAUGGGUUUGCGAUAUCGAUUGCGACGUCAAAUGA